Molecule: messenger RNA, 853 nt
Organism: Lolium perenne
Lineage: Eukaryota; Viridiplantae; Streptophyta; Magnoliopsida; Poales; Poaceae
Source: RefSeq, a predicted model, not a curated record
AUGACUUCAGUCUUACAGGAUGAAGUCGCUCAGUACACACGUCAAGUGUCCAGUGGGCCUCUUCUGCAGCCGUGCGACCAGCAGGUGUCCUGGUUGAGGCGUCUCGAGGAGAAGCUACGCGGGAUCUACUCGGCUAUCACGUGCAGCCGUAGUUCUGACGUCGUUCAGCGCCACCUCCUUCCACCGCGGCCCUCCACACGACACGAUCCACGGCCUCGUGUCACGCCGACGGCGACACCCAGACCACCACCUCCUGACCGGGUAGGAGGUUCGUCGUGGCAACAGCAGCACACUCCUUCGUUCGACGACUUUCACGGCCAGCAUCAUGGAUCACGGCCUCGCCUCACGUCGACGGCGACACCCAGACCACCACCUCCUGACCAGGCAGGAGGUUCGUCGUGGAAGCAGCAGCAGCACACUCCUUCCUUCGACGACUUUCACUACUAUCAGCAGCAAGCUGCUUUCGACGAGUGGCAGCAGAAGCAGGCUCCUUUCAUGGGAGGAGCAGGAUACUCGCAGGGGUACACACAGCACACUGCAUCUAAUCCUUCAUGGGGAGCUAGUGAUCAGGACGCUGAGCACAUGGAGUAUUACAGCACGCAGCAGAACUAUGUCGGUAUGCAGACUCCUCCACCAGAGCCCACACAGGAGACGCAGUACGACCCCGAGUCCGGGUCCUGGAUCCCUGCUCGCAACGUCAGGGCCCCGGACAGGUUCGGUUGGACACCCCGUGUUAUGCCACCCCCACGACAGCCCAGACUACGCCGUCCCCCUGGCUGAUGUAUCGCCUAUGUAUGAGACAUUUAUGUAUGCAUUACUCCUGUAUGAGACAUUUAUGUAUGCAUGACUUACG